This is a messenger RNA of Angiostrongylus costaricensis, 1098 nucleotides long. The record is from the annotation of a GenBank genome assembly. Lineage: Eukaryota; Metazoa; Nematoda; Chromadorea; Rhabditida; Metastrongylidae.
AUGGUGACGACCUGUGCCUACAAUGCACGUACACUUGCAUCCGAGUCCUCGAUGGAAGACUUGCUCAUGCAAGCAAGAAGGAUAAGGUACGACGUCAUCGGCCUGUCCGAGACGAGAAGACGCCCGCCUUUCAACGCCGUCUAUGACACCGGUGAACAAUUGUUCCUCGGAACAUGCGACAGUAGAGUCGGCGGCGUCGGCGUUCUCGUCAACACGAGUUUAUCCACGAACAUCGAUUCAUUCGAACAACUUACAACCCGAAUGGGACGUUUACGUUUAAAAAGACGUGGAUCAAUUCCGGCUUUGAUAAUCUUCGUCGUUUACGCGCCGACAUUAAACUAUGACGAAGUCGAAGCGCUCUAUAUGGACUUGGAGAAGUACUACAGAGAAGACUACACAUUUUUCAAAGUCAUCACUGGAGAUUUUAACGCCAAGAUUUCCAAGACUGGACCAAGAAGAACGUCUGAAGAGCGUCGCAUUGGGACCCGCGGAUUAGAAUGGAACGAACAGGAACUCUUCUAUUUGACAUCUGUAUCGUUGGAAUCGAUAUGGACGAUGUUAUGUUCGAGGCGGUUCGACAAUGUAACACCGGAUCAAUUUCACAAGCAGUACAAUUCACGAGAGUGCACGAGUUUGUUUGACAUUGUUUCAGAUCCCAGUACUGUUAAUGAGAAUGCAUUUGACUUCACAUCCCGUCAAAGUACAUCUCAUUAUUCAUCUUCAGCAGGAGAGCAAGUGAAUGCAUCACCGUUUUCUGAUUCGACGCCAUUCACCACCGCAGCACCGGAGAAUAGUCGCCAUCAAGGCGAAGGUACUCUGGAGAAGAACGGAUCCAAAACACCAAUUUCAAGGCCAUAUGCUAGCGAUGCUUGUACCACAAUCGUUGCGUAUCUGAUGCAGUUCAACAAGAGUGCAGACGAGGAGUUUUCACGUAAGGCUAUCGAAUCGCUUACGAAAAAAUUGAAGGAUAAGAGGGAUGAACUGGAUGCGUUGAUAGCUUGUUGCGGAAGUGAGGGAAAAGAGGCUGAUAAGUGUGUAACUAUAGCGCGUACGCUGGAUGGACGGCUGCAGCGUGCUUCCCGAGAAGCCGAAUUCUAA